Molecule: messenger RNA, 1299 nt
Organism: Aspergillus aculeatus ATCC 16872
Lineage: Eukaryota; Fungi; Ascomycota; Eurotiomycetes; Eurotiales; Aspergillaceae
Product: isovaleryl-CoA dehydrogenase
Exons: 6
Coding region: 1-1299 (432 amino acids)
Biological process (GO): L-leucine catabolic process
Molecular function (GO): flavin adenine dinucleotide binding; 3-methylbutanoyl-CoA dehydrogenase activity
Source: RefSeq, a predicted model, not a curated record
AUGGCUGCCCUUCCCCGAUUCCCCAGUCUUCUCCGGACUACCUCCCGGACUCUAACCAGACGAAUCCAUCAUCCCCUCAUCCAGCCCCCCGCACUACGCACCCUAGCAACCAAGCACCCGAAGGACUUCGUUCCUCCAACGGAAGACGAUUUACUCGAGCUACGAGAACGAGUCCAAGAGUUCACCCGGCGCGAGAUUCCAGAGGAGCUGGCCGCACGGACCGACGCCCAGAAUGAGUUCCCGGCGGAGAUGUGGAAGAAGUUUGGCGAUGCUGGAUUCUUGGGCAUCACCGCGAACGAAGAGUACGGCGGUCUCGGGAUGGGCUACCAGGCCCACUGCAUAGUCAUGGAGGAGAUCAGUCGUGCCUCUGGAAGCAUCGCUCUCUCAUACGCCGCCCAUUCCCAACUCUGCGUCAACCAACUCUCCUUGAACGGGAACGCCGACCAGAAAGAACGAUUCCUCCCCGGGCUUCUCUCGGGAGACAAAGUCGGCGCGCUAGCCAUGUCGGAGCACUCGGCCGGGUCCGAUGUCGUGAGUAUGAAGACCACGGCGAAGGCCGUGGACGGGGGGUGGGUGUUGAACGGAACGAAGAUGUGGAUUACGAACGGCCCAGAUGCAGACUACGUGGUGGUCUAUGCCAAAACGGAGCCGGAGAAGGGGUCCAAGGGUAUCACCGCGUUUGUGGUCGAGAAGGAGUUUCAGGGUUUCUCCUGCGCCCGGAAGCUUGACAAGCUGGGCAUGCGUGGCUCGAACACUGGAGAGCUGGUCUUUGAAGAUGUCUUCGUCCCGAAGGAGAAUGUCCUCGGCGAGGUGAAUCGCGGCGUGAAGGUGUUGAUGGAGGGGUUGGAUCUGGAGCGCCUGGUGCUCAGUGCGGGUCCUCUGGGAAUCAUGCAGGCUGCGCUGGAUCUCGUGCUGCCCUAUACGCACGUCCGCAAACAGUUUGGGAUGCCGAUCGCUCACAAUCAGCUGAUCCAAGGCAAGCUCGCCGACAUGCACACUAAACUGGCGGCAUCGCGGGCCUACACCUACGCGACUGCCCGGCAGAUCGAUAACUCGGCCGGUUCUCCGUCUGGAGCCGUCAUCCGCACCCAGGACUGCGCCGGGGCGAUCCUCUAUGCUGCGGAACGAGCGACAGAAUGCGCGCUCGAUGCCAUUCAGCUCAUGGGAGGCAACGGAUACAUCAACGAGAUUCCGGCGGGGAGAUUGCUACGAGAUGCGAAGUUGUACGAGAUCGGAGCGGGCACGAGCGAGAUUCGGCGGAUGGUGAUAGGACGGGCAUUCAACAAGGAGUACGCAUAG